AUGUCGUCCACCGAGCUUCAAUACCCGCCCUCCGCCGCCCAGCCCGGCUUCGUCUCCACCCAGCCCGCAGGCGGUCCGAGUAUGUCCAUCGCGUCCGCAACGCACAAGAAGGAGGAGGAAAAGGCGGCGAGGUUGAGGGGUGGCUGUAUCCCCUGCCCGGACGGCGGGUGCUGCUAUAUCAUCCCUAUCCCGUGCUGCUGCUAAGGCCGCUGCCUUUGCCUACGACCGAUAUACACGACAUGCGAGGGUAAUUUGUACCAUACCACUAUGCUUUCUGGACAUUGGAGUCUACGGACAAGGGACGAGAAAGUGUAUUGAAUGAUCUUGCUGCAUAGAUGUAUCCAAAGAAUGUAUCAUAAACGAUGUCUUGCUUCCCUCUCCAUGUGAUCA
Gloeophyllum trabeum ATCC 11539 is the source of this 390-nucleotide messenger RNA. RefSeq lists its product as uncharacterized. The record is from RefSeq and is a predicted model, not a curated record. Lineage: Eukaryota; Fungi; Basidiomycota; Agaricomycetes; Gloeophyllales; Gloeophyllaceae. The coding region runs from base 1 to 204 and encodes 67 amino acids. The transcript has 2 exons.